UAAUCAUGUGACACACGACGACAAUGACAACUAGCCUGUGAUCGCUGUCAUUUUGGGUUGUUUGUUCAGUUCUUGUCGAUUGGUUUGUAGUUUUUAAUUUUUCUUCGAUUUUUUUGUGUUGCUUGCAAAAUUAAAAGUUAAAAAAACAACAAAAUGGUCGAAGCCUACGUAGCACCCACCGUUAUUACUUGCAUUUGGGCUUUUAUUGGCAUAAUUUGCCCCUUCUUUGCCAGAGGACCAAACAAAGGCAUUACCCAAUGUUGCCUUAUGUUGACCGCUGCCACUUGUUGGCUUUUCUGGCUCUGCUGUUAUAUGACUCAAAUGAACCCCUUGAUUGGCCCCAAACUAUCUAUGAAUGAAAUCCUGAUUGUUGCCAAGGAAUGGGGCAAUCCCAUUGAAGACACAAUCGACAUUACUUAUUACUAGAAGCAAUUCUAAACGGGAUUUUCUAUUCCAUCUCACUGGAUAGUCGUUUAAGUAAUAUAUUAUUGUUUAUGUUGGUUGUUUUGUUUGUGAAAAUUUAACCCCGUCCCCAAGCAAAAGGGCUCACGGUUCCAUCAGUAUCUUGUUUUUUUUUUUCAUUGUAUUCCAUUUAAAAACGUAUUAAUUCAGGUGACACUCUCUCUGAUCAGCAGGUGCCUUAAAAGUUUAAGACAAAAACAAAACAUGUGACCUUCAAGAAAAAAAAGCAACAGCACAAAUUUACACAUUUUAUGUAUUAUAUCUGCUUACAUGUUAUUGUUUGUUUUUCUUUUUGCGAAUAUCUUUCAAGUGUUGUGUUCUUGUUGAAAGUAAUUAAUUUUCGCUGUGAAACAAGCAAAAAUUAUAUACAUUAAUAAUUCCUAUAUACAUGUUUUGUUAUUAUAAUUAUAAAAAUAAAUCGAAGAAAAUUAAAAUCA
Molecule: messenger RNA, 899 nt
Organism: Musca domestica (house fly)
Lineage: Eukaryota; Metazoa; Arthropoda; Insecta; Diptera; Muscidae
Gene: VhaM9.7-b
Product: V-type proton ATPase subunit e
Exons: 3
Coding region: 154-426 (90 amino acids)
Biological process (GO): proton transmembrane transport
Cellular component (GO): proton-transporting V-type ATPase, V0 domain; plasma membrane proton-transporting V-type ATPase complex
Molecular function (GO): proton-transporting ATPase activity, rotational mechanism
Source: RefSeq, a predicted model, not a curated record